AUGACGCUAAAGGAGGAGUUUCAAACGAGAAACUUCAGCAUCUAUGCACAAUGGCUCGGAAUUCUGUCCAUGAUUCUCUGCGUUGCGCUUGGCAUCGCCAACAUCUUCACCAUUCACCCCCUCAAGAUAAUCUUCUGCGCCUUAGCUUUGGCCUCGGCGCUAUUUAUCCUCUUCAUCGAGGUGCCCUUUUUGCUGCGCAUCUGCCCCACGUCGGGCAAGUUUGAUGCCUUUGUCCGCAAGAUUUCGACAAACUACCUGCGCGCUGCCGCCUACGGCAUCAUGUCCGCCAUUCAGUUCAUCAGCCUCACCGUUACCACCAGCACACUCAUUGUUCUCGCCGUGUUCCUCCUGCUCACAGGUCUCUGCUACCUCCUCGCUGCAAUUCGCGGUCAGGCCUUCAUCGGCAGCAAGACGCUCGGUGGCGCCGGUGUCGCCCAGAUGAUCAUCUAA
Beauveria bassiana ARSEF 2860 is the source of this 450-nucleotide messenger RNA. Its product is annotated as clathrin-coated vesicle protein, putative. Gene Ontology annotation, biological process: vesicle-mediated transport. The transcript has 4 exons. The record is from RefSeq and is a predicted model, not a curated record. The coding region runs from base 1 to 450 and encodes 149 amino acids. NCBI's taxonomy places the organism in Eukaryota, Fungi, Ascomycota, Sordariomycetes, Hypocreales, Cordycipitaceae. Gene Ontology annotation, cellular component: Golgi membrane.